UUCUACUACUUGCCUUUUAACUCUACUUGGUUGCUACGGGUGGUUACGGGCGUUUACCAGGUUUGGAUUUCGUCCGUAAUAUGUUUACGGGUUUAAACACAUGACCACUUACGGCAGGCAGAGUCGUCGAAUGUAUCUCUCCUCUCCUAUCCCGUCAAUUUGAUCGUAUAUGAAGAUUACUGAACAUUCCUUUGAGCAGCAUAUACGAGUACGAGAAUUAUAUGCGAUUCAUCGUUGUCUCGGCGUAACCCUCGGUGCUCUGUAACUCUUCCACGUCUCCUUAUCACAACUGUCUAGCCUGUCUCCUUUGCUCGCAAUGCCUCUUACGGUUCUCACAGACGCAGAUGUCUGCCAAGUCCUCGAGAGCCUUACCAUUGAUGAUGCCCACGCGCUGCAAAAGUCUUUACGGAAAGCUCUACAUGAAUACUCGACGGGAACCCAAGGCGAGGCGGCAUGUGCUAUGCACCAGCCCGAGCGAACGGCCAUGGUGGCCCCCAGCGGAAAUACGACUCUCCUCAUGCCUUCAACAAGCUCGUCGGGGAUUGGAAUGAAAGUGGUCACUCUCGCAACACCUGGAGCAAAAGGCCCCGCUGAAGCUACGGCGGACAUGACCCCCCAUGGUUCCCUCACAAUUAUGUCUAGCAACGGCACCCCCACAGGCUUCCUAAAUGCCGAAGAAGUAACCGCUUUCCGAACGGCGCUCUGUUCCUCCCUUCUCUUCUGCCGGCGCAAAAGCUUCAAAUCCGUCACCGUUUUCGGAGCGGGUCGCCAAGCCUUUUGGCACAUCCGCCUCGCCCUCAUCCUUCGCGGCAGCUCCCUGAAAACUGUUAAUAUUAUUAGCCGGACUUUCUCUGACAGGGUGCGAGACUUGCUGAAAACCCUUUACUCGGUUGACCCAGCCAUCAAAGAGCGUGAGGGCUGGGGGAAUGUAAAAUUCUCAAUCCUGACUCCGGGAUAUGGCGAGUAUGCGCGGCUAUUGAAGGAGCAGCUUCGCGCGGCAGAUGUGAUUAUCACUACCGUUCCUUCUACCACACCACUAUUCGAUCACUCGAUCCUGACAUCAACCGAAGGUCGCCGAAGAGGUAGACUCAUUAUUGCGAUUGGCAGUUACAAACCUCACAUGAUCGAGAUCCCAGUCGAACUCUUCCAGCAAGCUGUCAAGCCCCAUGAGCAUCGUCACUACCACAACCACGCCUCGGAAGGCGGAGUAGUUGUAGUAGAUACACUGACUGGCUGUCUCAAAGAAGCAGGAGAAAUCAUCCAAUCAGGCCUAUCCCCUAACCAACUUGUCGAAGUUGGCGAGCUAGUCAUGCUUGAGGGCCAACUCGCCGGCGAUAGCUCAGAUGACCACGAAGUUGACGCAGACGGGAAGCAGAUCGACCUCGAUGGACUCCGUCGGGAGUUGUCUGACAUUUCUUCUUCGGGCGCGGGGAGCAUGCAUGCCGUGAUGCACGAGGGCAGCGAUCUAAGUACCGUCAGCACAGGGUCAACGGGGCGGAAGAGCAUGGAUAGCGCGAGGUCGUCGAAGAGCUCCUCGCGGAAGUCGCUUGGCCCGGGUAGUAUUGGGAAUAAAAUCCGAAGCUUGAGCAUGGAUAAUAGGAAGGUUAAGAGCAAGGAUGAUGCGAUGGCUACAUGGCUAAGGGAAGGGAAUGUGGUUUAUAAGUGCGUCGGGAUGGGGUUGAUGGAUCUCGUUGUUGGUGGGGGCCUUAUUACUUUGGCUAGGGAGAAGGGAGUUGGAACGACGAUUCCGAAUUUCUAGGGGAAUUUUGGCGGCACUGACAUAUAUUGGAUGUGUGGAAAUUGAGCACUUUGGGAGGAUAUGUCGUUAUGAUAUCACUUUGCUAAUUGACCUAUUUAGAAUCAUGAAGCCCUGCUGUUGAGGCAUUGGGUAUAAUUUUCAGAUUAAUCGUCAAGAUGCUGUAGCCGGGAAAGAUAUCUAUUAUCUAUCCUGCCGUCAACGCUAUCCCCUCCAUUUUCCUCCUCAGCGUCGAGCUAUCAUCCUCAUCCUCCGCAUCAACCUCGAUUUCCACCUGCGGCCUAUUUUUAUUCAACCCCUCCAGCAGCGUGCAUGCCUUGCAUAUCGCCUGACUAGACAUAUACCCACACCUCUGACACGUUCCCAGAGUCUGUCUGGGCAACUUCCUCCCCAUAACCUCCUUCCUCAGAUUCCCCGGCCGCGAGCUCGCCAUGCUACUAUUCGUAUCCCGCCGCCUCGACACCUGCGCACUUGUGAUUUCCACCUCUCUCGCACCUGCACCCUCAUUCUCCCUCAGCUGCUUCUCCAUAUCAGCCAUCUCAGAGCCGCUACUACGCCCGUUCCCGCUGCCGCAGCCACCCGCACCCUCUUCCUCCUCGCGGUCCGCGGCAAGAACCUCCGCUUUGCGGCCAGCGCACUUAGGACCCCCUGUCACCUCGGCGGGAACGAGCUUCGCCAUAUCCUCGCCACUACGAACGACAUCGAGGAUGGCAGAGGGUCGUACGCGUUCGAGAGCUUUGAUGAGAGUUCGUGCUGAGCCGCGGAAGGCCUCGGGGCUGUAUAUGCACUCCGUGCUGAAGUAGUCCAGUUUCUUGUGAUGUGCGUAGAGCACGAUUUCCUUCUCAUAUGCGUACUUGAGCGGUUUGCUGCGGCGGACGGAAGAUGUGGCGUCUCCAGUUAUAAUGCUCGUGCUGCGGGCCAGCCGCGGUAGGUCGCCUCGGAGGAGGUUCAUUAGGAUGGUCUCGGCGACAUCGUCGGCAUUAUGGCCAGUCACGACGUGGUUUAUGCCUAACAUGUUUGCCCCGCGGUCGAGCGCCUGGCGCCGGAAGACACCGCAGUAUGUGCAGUUCCCCUUCUUGCCGAUGGUCGCUACAACCUGGUCCAUAGUCCAGCCAUAGAGUUCGUCGUAGCCGACUAUCUUCAGUGGCAUCUCGUAUUGCUCGGCAUUGCGCUUGACGGUCUCGAGCGAGUCAUCGCGGUAGCCUUUGAUUCCUUCGUCGAUGGAGAGGAGGACGAGGUCAAGGCCAUAGUUGUGUCUUUCGUUGAGGGUUUUUAGGACAGAGGCGAGUACUGUAGAGUCUUUGCCUCCAGAUGCGCCUAUAGCGAUUCUAUCUCCUGGGGUGAAGAGGUUCGUGGUUGUGAUGGUGUGGUGGAUUUCGUCUUCGAAAAUUUGGAUAAAACAGACUUUACAUAAUUUUUGGUGGUUCUUUGGCCGAAUUAUAAGUGCCCUGUUGGUCUCACAAAUGGCACAUAUUGAGGGCGGCAUCUUUUGAAAAUCUAGCAUAUAUGGACUACCAGAUCUCUCAAGAGAUUGAUUUUACUGUUCGAUGGCGGGGUC
Pseudogymnoascus destructans is the source of this 3314-nucleotide messenger RNA. RefSeq lists its product as uncharacterized. Lineage: Eukaryota; Fungi; Ascomycota; Leotiomycetes; Thelebolales; Thelebolaceae. Bases 317 to 1759 code for a protein of 480 amino acids. Gene Ontology annotation, cellular component: cytoplasm. The transcript has 3 exons. The record is from RefSeq and is a predicted model, not a curated record.